AUGGCCCUCCUGGCUCACACCCUGGCACUGCUGGCAAUGACCGUAGCCACCACGGCCAUCAAGGUGGUGCCCCUGGACAUGGCCCGGGACUCCUUUGAUGACCAGUACCAAGGCUGUGGCCCUGCCAUGACCAUGGCAUUGCCAUCCCUCUACAACUUUGAGUUCCAGAAGAAUCCUCUCUUUGCCCAGACCUGGGUGAAGGCCGAGGCUGAGUGGCGCAAGCGGGGCUCCCCUGUGUCCCCUCUGUCAUCCCCAGCCCAGGCCGUUGCUGUCAUGGCCUACACAAUGAAGUAUCUGUACAAGGAGUUCAAUGCAGCUGUGCACGUGGCGGGACGCUCCCGCCAGGAAUACCGGAACAACUUCCACUUCAAAACGCUGCAUUUCCUGCUGACCCAGGCACUGGUGUCACUGAGGCAUGCUCAGAAUUCUCAGUGUCACCAUGUGUUUCGGGGUGUGCGUGACAUUAAUUUCAAGGCACGGCGUGGUCAGAGGGUCCGGUUUGGUCAGUUCACAUCGACGUCGCUGAGCAAAGAGAUCGCCCAGCAUUACGGGACAGACACGAUUUUCGAGCUUCACACGUGCCAUGGUGUGAACAUCCAGGCAUUUUCUUAUGAUCGCAACAACCGAGAGGUGCUGAUCCCACCAUACGAAACCUUUGAGGUCACCAAAGUCACCUGGAAUGGGAAGAGGGCAUGGAUCAGUCUCCGCUCCACCGGGACCUUCAGCAAAUACAACUGCGCGUUGCUGUGA
Molecule: messenger RNA, 750 nt
Organism: Passer montanus (Eurasian tree sparrow)
Lineage: Eukaryota; Metazoa; Chordata; Aves; Passeriformes; Passeridae
Product: NAD(P)(+)--arginine ADP-ribosyltransferase 2-like
Exons: 1
Coding region: 1-750 (249 amino acids)
Molecular function (GO): NAD+ poly-ADP-ribosyltransferase activity; NAD+-protein-arginine ADP-ribosyltransferase activity
Source: RefSeq, a predicted model, not a curated record